Messenger RNA from Anneissia japonica, 2784 nucleotides. RefSeq lists its product as uncharacterized. Bases 65 to 1825 code for a protein of 586 amino acids. Gene Ontology annotation, biological process: spliceosomal complex disassembly. The record is from RefSeq and is a predicted model, not a curated record. NCBI's taxonomy places the organism in Eukaryota, Metazoa, Echinodermata, Crinoidea, Comatulida, Comatulidae. Gene Ontology annotation, cellular component: U2-type post-mRNA release spliceosomal complex. The transcript is spliced from 2 exons. Gene Ontology annotation, molecular function: nucleic acid binding.
UAGGAACUCCAGAAUCACCUCCUGCGACGCGACGAAAGCGGCUGAGGAAGUUGAAAAAAGCACAAUGAAUUCCGACGAGUUAUCAGCUUAUAUAGAAACAAAAUAUAAAAAAGAAUAUGAGCCUGCAGGACACUGGCUUGCUAGAAAAGAGUUUCUUCUAAGGAAUUGGGCUGACUAUCCAGAGCGACAGAUUGUAUGCCUGUCCAUGGUCUGGUCAAAUAUGGAAUACGAUGGAGCCAAAUAUGCACCCGAAUUAAUGGAACAAGUACAAGAUCUGGCAAAAGGAAUUGACCCUCAGGCAUCACAAGAUAGUUGUCAAAUAAAAAGUACAGCAAACAUACCCCAAUACCCCUCAAGUAUGAAAAGAGCAGCUGAAGAGUGUGAUACUUUGUUACAACCUUCAUGCAGUAAAAUAAGAAAGCAAGCAGCCCCCCUAGAUCAUGUCCCAUCUGGCCAAUCAGAUUCUGGAAAUUCAAAAGAUACUGUUCCUAAGCAACUACCGGAACCAUUAAAACGCUUAAUUAGUAACCUACCGCCUCAGUCCAGUGUUCAACACUCAAACGCUGUUGAAACAUUUUAUAACUGUGCUAACCGUGCUAGAGUAAAUCCUGAAAUUGAUUUCACAGAGAAAAAAAGGAUUAAAAAGGCGAAAGAAACGAAACGAUUUUGGAUAUGUAGGUUGUACAUGGGAGAUUUGUUAAUAUCCUCAGCUGAGAACACUAGCAAGAUGUCAGCUAAACGUAAUUGUCUCAACAAUGCUAUGGCUCUUUUGUUUCACCCAGGACUUUACAUAAAGGAUGUUAGUUGUACCAGCUUAAAUGGUUGUAAACAUACAUCAGAGCUUUGCAUUAAUGACAAUAUCAAACAUUGUGAACUUGCAACUGGUUGUAAACAUACAUCUGAGCCUUGCGUUAGUGACAAUAUCGAACAUUGUGAACUUGCAACAGAGAGUAAUACAACAGAGUGUGAACAAAUUCAAGAUGACAUGUCCAACUCAUCAAAUUUAAUGGUUAACAAGCAAUCAUGUCCUAGUAUUACCAAACCUUUUGGUAAUUUUAUUCUUGUCGAAAGUUCUAGUAUCGAGUGUCCACUCAGCACACUUAUACGUUCAGCGGCAAAAAAUAAAAUUGAUAUAAUGUUUGAAAUUUCAGAGACAUUUGUUAAACAUAAUGAUGAGUUUGGGUAUUUGGGGACAUUAUUGCUUGGUGGAAAGGUGAUUGCACAGGCUAUUAAUCCAGAUAAAAAGUAUGUUAAGAAAUUAGUUGCUGAAAAAGCAGUGAAGCAAUUAAAGACAACUUGUUAUACUCUUCAGACAAAGUUUCACGAACAUAAAACUGCCCAGAGUAACGCCAUCAACAUGGAGUCUAUCAAGACAGGCGCCGCACAAAACUCAAAGAAGAUUACCUCUGGAAUUGGGAUGCAACUCAUGAAGAAAAUGGGAUGGUCUGGGGAAGGCGGCUUAGGUAAGAAAGGACAAGGUAUUGUGGAACCGGUAUCAGUUGAAGAACGAGGUCGACGUCGUGAUGGUUUUGGUGCCAUUGCCGCUGCUUCAACAGACACAAAUGCCUUAAAGGAGAUGGUGAAGAAUUUUGCUGUGUCAGGCCGUGAAGAUGACUUGGUAUUUUCUUCAGAAUUGACGAGUGAGCAGAGAAAGAUAUUACACAACACAUCUCAAAAGUACAACCUCAAAAGCAUCUCGUAUGGAAAGGGUGAAUCUAGAUACCUUAUCAUUGGCCACAAAAGAGAUAUUUAUGAGUUGGCUGAAUAUGUAGCAAAGAAUGGGGGUGAAACAGCGCAGUACACAUUGUUUCCCCCUCAACAAUGAAACCGAUUAAAUAUUGAUAUUCUUGAAUGCCUUUUUGCUGGUUGUAAACCAGCAAAUUUGGAGAGUUUAAUCUAUUUUUGUUCAUUACAUAAAACACUAUUAUAUGGCUUUAUGAAAUUAUGACCAUAUUUGGGCAAUUCCCACAAAGACAUAAAACCUAAUAGUGUACAUAGAGCCUUUAGCCCUGUCCAGACAAUUAAAUUUCAUUUGACAAAAACAUGUGACGUGCCUAAAUAUGGCCAUGUUGACAUCACAUCAUGACUAUAUAUGGGCAUACAACAGUUUUUUUUUAUCAAAGAAUAUGUGAUAAUGUGGACAUAGUUGUAUUAUAUUUGAUACUGUAAAGUUAGAUAAUAGUUUUUACCUUUAAAAAUGGCUUACAAACAAGGUAUACUUAUUAUAUUUCUCUAUAUGAGGCUAUGUUAGACCACAACUAAUCACAGGAUGUUUAUUGUAUAGAAGGAUGAUUAUGGGUAAAAAUUAAUGACCCAAGGCCACUUCAACUAAAGUAACUAAUACACUUUUAAGUUGCUAUACAGUAUUUCAAUAAAAAUUUGAUCUAUUACAUGUAUGUAGUGUAUUUUCAUUGCGUUCUUGAUAAAAAGGCGAAUAUUUCAGACAUUUAAUGCCCUGUCCAGGCUAUUAAAUUUUAUUUUACUGACAUGUCUAAAUAUGGUAAUGAUGACAUCAUAUUAUGACCAUACGCAGUACCGUAUUGGCACAUCAUAACUACAUAAAGUGUUUUCCCAAUUGAACAAAUUUUACUGGUAAAUUUGUUCAUAAGCCAGCUAAGCGCACGCAUCCUGAGGUAUUACUUCUUUUAAGUGGAGUUCAAUGGCUUUAAAAAAACAACAGUACUGUACAUAUAAUCAUAGCCUAGGCUUAGACUUAACAGUGGAAUGAUGUUCAUUAUUGAAAGAAGGCCAGCCUAGGCAAUCUAGUGCUAAUAAGUGUUUUUU